AUGGCCUUUGGCGACUUCCAGGAUAUUUGCGAAAAGGCCGCGUUGCCGUUAUGCGCCCUCGUAGGACACCAGGAGAUUAAUGGUGGCGUCGGCAUCCAAACGACGUGUUAUGCGCGAUCGAUCGAGGUUGGCAACACGCUCAUCUUCCAGGUCGCGAACGACUUCAUACACAUCCUCGCCAUGGCCAUGGCCGUCAUUAUGAUCAUACACGUGCGCUCCAAGUUUACCGCUGUCGGUCGCAAGGAAAUUACAUCUUUCUUCUACAUCUACCUCCUCCUGACUAUCAUAUCACUCAUCCUCGACGCCGGUGUCGCUGCUCCCGCUUCCGCCGCAUAUCCAUAUCUCGCCGCUGCGCAAAAUGGUCUCGUAUCUGCGCUCUGCACCUGUCUCAUGAUCAACGGCUUCGUUGGUUUCCAGCUAUACGAAGACGGAACAUUUCUCUCAAUUUGGUUGAUACGGAUCGCCUCCCUGGUCAUGUUCCUGAUUGGUGGCGCCAUUUCUCUGCUCACGUUCAAGAACUGGGGUCUGAGUUCCCAGAACCCUAUUGGAAUUUUCGUUGUCACGUACAUUGUCAACGCGAUUCUCCUCUUUGUAUACGUCGUCAGUCAGAUUAUGCUUGUCUUGGGAACACUCGAAGACCGCUGGCCGCUUGGCGACAUCGCGUUCGGCAUCUUCUUCUUCACCAUCGGACAGAUCAUUCUUUACGUCUUCAGCGACACCAUUUGCGACAGCGUCUCACACUACAUGGACGGCCUUAUUUUUGCCACCCUUUGCAACUUGCUGGGAGUGAUGAUGGUGUACAAGUACUGGGAUUCCAUCACCCGUGAAGACCUUGAGUUUUCCGUCGGCGUCAAGCAGCACACUUGGGAAGUCAAGGAACUUUUGCCUGAGCAAGACAAGCGCGGUACCAUUUACCAAGAUUCCGAGUAUGCGCCGUCCAUGUACCAGCAACCGUACGGCACACGACUGUCGCAUUACUCCGUCGGCCGCUGA
Molecule: messenger RNA, 993 nt
Organism: Dothidotthia symphoricarpi CBS 119687
Lineage: Eukaryota; Fungi; Ascomycota; Dothideomycetes; Pleosporales; Dothidotthiaceae
Product: chitin synthase export chaperone
Exons: 3
Coding region: 1-993 (330 amino acids)
Biological process (GO): protein folding
Cellular component (GO): endoplasmic reticulum membrane
Source: RefSeq, a predicted model, not a curated record